Messenger RNA from Brassicogethes aeneus, 1978 nucleotides. The record is from the annotation of a GenBank genome assembly. Lineage: Eukaryota; Metazoa; Arthropoda; Insecta; Coleoptera; Nitidulidae.
CUUUAUCAAACCAAGUAAUUUAUAUUAGUUUAGUUGUUAUCUUUAUAUUUAUAUAUUUUUAGACCUAAAGAUAACACACCAAAUGGGGAUUUUAAUAGUCAAUUAAAAUUGUUUUCGGUUAUUGAUUGUUAAAAUUCCCGUAAAACUACGAAAUGUUUAAAUAUGGAAAAGAAACAAUUUUUUUGAAUAAACGAAUAUUUAAAAUAUCCAAAAAGUUUAGCAGUACACUCAGCUACGUACACAAUCCCGUAAAUCUUCCACUAAGACCCCUAACUGUGGGUCAACUUUUAGAAGAAACUUGUAAUAAAAAUGGUGAUACCGUAGGCAUAAUUUCCUGUCAUCAAAAUCAAAAAUUAACUUUUAAUGAAAUAAUUUACCGGGCUGAUCAAUUAGCUGCUGGACUGAAAAGUAUUGAACUAAAUUAUGGGGACAGAGUGGGUAUAUGGGCACCCAAUUUAAUAGAAUGGUAUAUUUCUUUUAUGGCUUGUGCCAGGGCAGGCCUAACAACUGUUGCUAUUAAUCCCCUGUUUCAACAUAAGGAAAUAGAAUAUUGCAUAAAUAAGGUUGGAAUUAAGGCAAUGAUAUCUGGCCAUAUUUAUAAAAAGCAAAAUUAUUACGAAAUUUUAAAUAAGGUUAUACCAAACUUAAUUACAAAUGAACCUGGAAAAAUAAAAAAUAACAAUGUACCUAGUUUAAAAAGUAUAAUUUCCAUAGCUGAUAAGGAAUUAAAAGGGACAUUUAACUACAAUCACAUUUUGAAUAUUGCAAAUGAAAAUGAAAUCAAAAAAAUUAAAAAUGAACAAAAUAAAAUUAAGUGUGAUGAUUCCUUUAAUAUCCAGUUUACGUCAGGCACCACUGGUAAAGCUAAAGCAGCUUCUAUAAGCCACUUUAAUUUGGUUAAUAAUGGAUUUUUCGUUGGUAAAAGAAAUGAACUAAACAAAAAACAACAAAAAAUUUGCGUCCAGGUCCCGCUUUUCCAUGCCUUUGGCACCUGUAUAACAAUAUCUGCUGCAUUAAAUUAUGGAUCUACAUUGGUGUUACCAUCAGCUGGAUACAACCCUGACAAAAAUUUAGAUGCUAUUAAAAAUGAAAAAUGUACGAUUAUACAUGGAACUCCGACAAUGUAUGUGGACUUAGUGAAUAGACAAAUGGAAAGAAACGAAGAUAUAAAUCCAGAAAUAGCAGUUUCUGGUGGGGCAAUAUGUUCACCUCAUUUAUUUAAACGAAUGAAAAAAUAUUUAAAACUAAACAAAGUAAAAUCGGUAUAUGGGUUAUCUGAAACAACAGCCGUUAUAUUUCAAUCAAUGGAGGGCGAUGAUGAGUAUAAGUCCACGUGUACAGUUGGACAUGUCUCUGAACACGUAGAAGCCAAAGUAGUUGAUAAUAAUGGUAAUAUUGUACCUAGAGGUACUCCAGGAGAGUUAUAUGUAAGAACUUACGCUAAUAUGUUGGAAUAUUGGGGCGAUGAAGAAAAAACUAAAGAUACAAUAGGAAAUGAUAGAUGGUUAAAAACAGGCGAUCAAUUCGUAUUAGAAGAAGAUGGAUAUGGACGAGUUGUGGGUAGAUUAAAAGAUAUGAUUAUUCGUGGCGGUGAAAAUAUAUUUCCAAGAGAAAUCGAGGAUUAUUUAAAUACCCAUCCAGAUAUUUUAGAAAAUUAUGCAAUUGGUCUUCCCCAUGAAAGGCUGGGUGAAGAAAUAUGUGCAUGUGUUCGCGUUAAAGAGGGUUCCAAUAUAACUUUGGAAGAUAUUAAAAAAUUUUGCCAAGGUAAUAUAUCAGAUUUUAAAAUUCCCACAAAAAUGGAAAAAGUAAACAGUUUUCCUAAAACUACCUCAGGAAAAAUUCAAAAGUUUAAAAUGGUAGAAGAAUUUAAACAAAAGUACGAAAACAAUAUAAAUACAUGAUACUUUUAUAUAGAAAAAUUGAAAUUAGGAUUAAAAUAAAUUUAUAAAUAGUUUAUAUUAAAAUAUAUGUAUUAAAU